AUGGCGCCUGCAGGGAGAGAAAGACAAACAAACCCGGGCGCGGCGGGUCAGCAGAAGCGCGGGCACCCGGGAGCCCCCUCCCGCCGCGACCGGCCCCGCCUCGGACACAGACCUGGACCUACGGCCGCUGCUCUCCCGGUCCGCAGCCACACAGGGGAGCGGCUUCCGGUACUUUACGUCAUCUCCGCGCGCUCCUCCCGUCCGCGGCGCCAGGCGGAACUGGCUGCACUUCCGGCUCCCGCCCACAGGAAGAAGAGGGAAAGUUACUGGGUUGUGGGUUCCCGCAUGCGCAGCAACAAAUUUCGACAUCUGGACUUAAUAAUUUUGAAAGCCCUGAAAUUGCUCAUAGACAACAUGCAGGUGACAUUCUGCAGACUCCGAACUCACCAGUGGUGUUUUAUUCUGUUUAAUGUCAUCCUAUUUCAUGCUUUGCUUUUUGGGGCUGACUUUGUGGAAGAAUACUUUCUGCAGUCUUUGCCUCAUGUCAAUAUGAAAGUUCUUGAAAUUAAGGACAAGGCAAGAAAGUUGAACAUGGAACCCCUAAGAAAUCAUCCUUCCAAAUAUUAUGUCCUGAGCCAGUCAGAGGUGUGUAAAGGGAAGAACGUUUUCUUGCUUUCUCUGAUCUUCAGUAGCCCAGGAAAUGCCCCAAGACGAGACCUCAUCAGGAAAACCUGGGGAAAUGUGAGUAGUGUCCAAGGGCACUCAGUGCUCACACUGUUUGCUUUAGGAAUGCCUGUUUUGGUAACUACACAGAAAGAAAUAGACAAAGAAUCACAUAAGAAUAAUGACAUCAUUGAAGGAAUCUUCUUGGACAGUCUGGAGAAUCAAACCCUGAAGCUCAUCAUAAUGACCCAGUGGGCUGUGACUUUCUGCCCUAAUGCUCUGUUCAUUCUGAAGGUUGAUGACGAGAUGUUUGUCAAUCUACCAAGCUUGGUAGAGUAUCUUCUGAAUUUGAAAGAACACCUUGAAGAUGUCUAUGUAGGAAGAGUUAUCCAUCAGGAUGCACCCAACAGAGACCCUCAGAGCGAAGAAUUUGUUCCUCUUAGUGAGUAUCCAGAAAAAUACUACCCAGAUUACUGUAGUGGUGAGGCAUUUAUAAUUUCUCAAGAUGUGGCCCGGAUGAUGUAUGUUGUUUUCAAAGAAAUACCCAUUAUGGUGCCUGCCGAUGUGUUUAUAGGUAUUUGUGCAAAAUCUCUUGGCCUUAAACCUAUCCAUAGUUCCAGGUUUUCUGGGAAAAGACACAUCAGGUAUAACAGAUGUUGCUAUAAGUUCAUUUUUACAUCUUCACAAACUGAGGAGACUGAAAUGCUCCUAGCAUGGAAGGAAAUCAGUGAUGGGAAAAAAUGUUCACUGUUUGAGACUUACUAUGGGCUCAUUUCCUGCAAACUUCUGACAUACCUUGACAGUUUUAAACGUUUUCACAUUGGGACCAUAGAAAACAAUGUUAUGUAUUUUGGUGAUUAG
Perognathus longimembris pacificus (Pacific pocket mouse) is the source of this 1464-nucleotide messenger RNA. It is a transcript of the gene B3galt9, whose product is annotated as beta-1,3-galactosyltransferase 9. Gene Ontology annotation, cellular component: membrane. The transcript is spliced from 4 exons. Gene Ontology annotation, molecular function: hexosyltransferase activity. The record is from RefSeq and is a predicted model, not a curated record. Bases 1 to 1464 code for a protein of 487 amino acids. Lineage: Eukaryota; Metazoa; Chordata; Mammalia; Rodentia; Heteromyidae.